Alnus glutinosa is the source of this 1186-nucleotide messenger RNA. Its product is annotated as B3 domain-containing protein At4g01580-like. The record is from RefSeq and is a predicted model, not a curated record. NCBI's taxonomy places the organism in Eukaryota, Viridiplantae, Streptophyta, Magnoliopsida, Fagales, Betulaceae. Gene Ontology annotation, molecular function: DNA binding. Bases 156 to 1112 code for a protein of 318 amino acids. The transcript is spliced from 3 exons.
UUGUAUCCACUUAAAUCAGCCACUUCGAGGUCCUGAACAGGCACACACUCCAGUGAGAGUCGGAGCUGAUCCUGAGGGGAGCAGAGAGUAGCUCCGAGGCAUUUCCAUUUUCCACCGCGGUAUCAAUCAACCGUCCUGAUAAGAGUUUCUGAACUAUGGCACCGAAUAAAUCAAGGAAUCGCCGGACAAGAGUGGUGCCCAACCGGAGCUAUGACCACAGGCCGUCAAGUUCUAUGGCGGGUACGAGACCCUCGCACUUCUUCAAGAUCAUACUCCCCUCUACCAUUGACGACAAGAAACUGAGGAUCCCUGAAAAGUUUGUAAGGGAAUUUGGGGAUGAACUGUUUGCUGUUGCUACACUCACUACUCCAAAUGGUCAUUUUUGGAAAGUGAGAUUGGAGAAAUCCGACAAGGAGAUUUGGUUUCAUGAUGGUUGGCAGGAUUUUGUGGAUUACUAUUCUAUUCAUUAUGGCUACUUUUUAGUCUUCAGAUAUGAAGGGAAUUCAAUAUUCCAUGUUCUUGUAUUUGAUAAUACUGCAACUGAGAUUGAGUAUCCACGGAGCAAGAAUUGUAAAUUGGAAGAUCAGGUGGACGUGGUGGAAUUAUCAGAUGAUGCAAAAAAAUCAAGGCAUGGCAAGGUGAACGAAAAUGAAAUAUUUAACUCAGAUAAGCUGUCGGCAAAACAUGAAGUAUAUAGAGGAAGAUAUGUUAGUGAAAGAUUUUCUGGCACAUCUUCAGAAGGAAGACUCAUGAUGUUCAGUGGAAUAGAGAGAGUGGUCCAAGCAGCAAGAAUGUUCAAGCCUGAAAGUCCUUCAUUCAUGGCCAUCUUGCGGCAACAUUUGAUGUAUAAUCCUAUUUUGUAUGUGCCUGCUAGAUUUGCCAUCAAGUAUCUUCCUAAGCAGGAUCAAUUUGUCAAACUUGAGAAUACUGAUGGACAACAAUGGCAUGCCCGGUGCUAUAGCCAUGGCUGCUCACGUUCAGCAAAGAAUAUAGGGUGGGGUAGGUUUUACAGGGAGAAUAAUUUAGGAAGAGGAGAUGUGUGUGUCGUUGAGCUGAUCAAGUGGGAGCCUGUUGUGCUUAAGGUCUCAAUAUUUCGCAUGGCUGACUAUUGACUAAGCAGUGAAUUGUAAAAUGUCUGACAAAGAUAACUUGCUUAAACCCAGGAUGGGGUGAUCUUUGAUGUCUA